CUCCCUCCGCCUUCCCUCCCACUCAACUGGUCCGCGAGGAAGUCGCAAGAUGGCUGAUGUCGCUUGGAAGUAAUGUUCCCCUCUGCAACAUGAAGCCGUGAGUGUGGAAGAAAGCGAGGGAGGCACCAUCGGGCUUUUAUUUUUAUUUUAUUUUAGUUACUUUUCUUUUAUUUCGUCAAACAUCCAUCUCAUUCCGCGUCGUGUCCGCCCCGGACUUGUCUUCGGGAGUUGACGCGUCAAAUCACGCCGGGGACCCUGCCAGCAGCUAACAGCUAGCCACAUAGCUAGCAAACGUUAGUAACGUUACAGCUAGCCAGUCAGCCAGGCACAUAGCUUGUUAAUUUGUUCUAAUUAAUAUUCUGACACCUGCGAGCCAACAAGCUACCGAUACAAAUAUGGUACAAUUUGCCUGAGGUAGUGCAGAAUCAAUGUCAAAUAUUUUAGUUGUCAGAUAAAAAAAAAACCUUUUUGCAAGCUGCUCGAUUUAACAUCAUGUCCGCGAACUGGCCAUCUAGCCUGUGGUGUGCUAACUAAUGCGCAGUAUUGCAUCUGUUUCAUGUGCACAAACCAGCAGGAUCAUUAUUUUAUUGGCAUUUUUCAAUAAUAUCCACCACCUUGCUGCAUUUCCGUUAUUUGCUGCCAACUACAUUUUUGAAGCUGGUUAUGUUAAAGCCAAAUUAUGGGAGCAGGAAAUGUGUUGAACUUUUUCUGGUUGUAGGUAGCUACACUGGCCUUGCUGGCAUCUCACCAAAAAUCCACAGGGAUGGACACUAAACUGAGAACCCACGACCAAAACUGAGAAAUUGGCAUUUCGAUAUCUCGGAAUAAGUAAAGAUAAGUGACACGCGUAUACAACGGUGUAUGGUGACUCAUUUCACUAGUCUGGGUGACAGAUAAGUUGUUUUACAGGGUUAACUAAACUACAGUUAGUCACUACAUCGGAGACCAGUUAGCUUGCCUAAAGUGCAUAGCUAGCUACGGUCUCGCCCCACAUCACAUUUCAAACACGGCGUACAGAACGUAUUCAGAGCCUGCUCCCGGCCAGACACACCGGCUUAACAACACAGUCAUGGGAGUGCAGGGUUUUCAAGAGUAUUUAGAGAAGCGGUGUCCCGGGGCCGCAGUCCCGGUGGACCUCCUGAAGCUUGCCCGUACCGCGGCCCGCCAGCCCCCUCACCACCAUCACCCACACCACCACCCACAUCACCCAGGGCCCAUGCCUCCCCCGCCCCCGCCUGCCAGGAUCCUAAUCGACGCUGACUCCGGCCUGCAGCGCCUCUACGGCGGCUACCAGACGGACUGGGUGUGCGGGGGCGAGUGGAACGCCAUGCUGGGCUACCUGGCUGCCCUGUCACAGGCCUGUCUGUACCAGGGUGGCCUGGAGCUGGUCGUGGUUUUCAAUGGCACAUUGGGGAAGGAGCGCUGGCCCGAGUGGGCGCGGCGAGCUCAGGGCCAGCGACAGACGGCGCAGCUGAUAGUCAACCACGUCGGCAGCAAGGCCACCCCGCCUCCCCGGGCAUGGUUCCUGCCCCCGGCCUGCCUCAGCCACUGCGUCCGCCUCGCCAUGUUCCGCUUCCGAGUGCGGGUUGUACAGACUUUGGAGGACCACCACCAGGAAGUGCUGUCCCUCUACAGGGACUUUGGAUUCGCUGGCCUCAUUGCUCAGGAUUCUGAGUUUGCCCUCUGCAACGUACCCGCCUACUUCUCAUCGCAUGCGCUCAAACUGAGCUGGAACGGCAAGAACCUGACCACACAUCAGUACCUGCUGUCUGAGGCUGCCAGGCAGCUCGGGCUGAAGACACAGCACCUGCCCUGCUUUGCUGCUCUGCUGGGAAAUCAUAUUCUGCCUGAUGAGGACCUGGCUGCCUUCCACUGGAGUCUGCUGGGACCAGAACACCCACUAGCUUCUCUUAAGGUGCGAGCCCACCAGUUGGUGCUGCCGCCCUGUGAGGUGGUGAUCAAGGCCGUCUCAGAGUACGUCUCCUCCAUCAAAGACCUGGGGAACCUCGACGCCAUCGCCAGAGAUGUCUUCAAACAGUCACAGUCUCGUAUGGAGGACAAGGUGGAGCGAUUCAAGAAAGCUGUGGAGUAUUUCUCCGCCGCCUCCAAACCUCGCUCGCCCAACAUGGGGCCCUCCUCUUUUAUCUUACCUGGGUUUGGAUUUGGGGGACCACCUGGUCACAUGGGACCUAUGCAGCCUGGAAAGAAUCAGUUCCCUCCUCCCCAGGUUCCGGGGUUAAAGCCACCCUAUCAAAAUGCUCCAUACGGACCUGGCUCCAACCCUCUGUUCCCGAACCCGCCGCCACCGUCCCAAGACUGCAACGAUUCGCUGACGAGCAAGAUGGGCUUCUCUGAUUGGUCGGCUCCAUAUGAUUCCACUCAGGGGGGAAAUCGAUUACCCAAUCAUCACACCGCCACUCAGUCUGUUCCCUCUCCAUCUCCUUCAUCGUCAUCAGAUGGAGAUGAACCUAACGACAGCAAUGCAAACCAUUUGACAGACAAGCCCUCUCGGUGGGAGGAUCCUGCUGGAAGGGGGGGCUCGGCCUCCGGAGAUGGUUCCCAAGGCAAUGGGAGCGUGUCACACAUUCCGUCACUGCUGUCUAUGGCGACGCGGAGUCACAUGGACAUAACCACACCCCCUCUGCCUCAGGUCAGUGCUGAGGUUCUUCGUGUAGCUGAGCACAGACACCGAAGAGGACUGAUGUACCCCCAGAUUUAUCACAUACUGACCAAGGGAGAGAUGAAGAUGCCUGUCUGUAUAGAGGAUGAGUGUAACUCUGAGCUGCCUCCUGCCUCUCUGCUGUUCCGCGCUGGCAGACAGUAUGCCUACGGCGUCCUCUUCAGUCUGGCUGAAACACACCGCCGCCUGGAGAGGCUCGCUCUCCGCAAGAGGGCUCCCCUGGAAGUUCCUCCAGUGAUUGUCAAAGAGUGGAGCAGCGGUAAAGCCAAGUCGGCCCUGACUCCGGAGCUGGUCCCAGCCCUGUGUUUCAGGGAGUGGACCUGCCCCAACCUGCGGCGGCUGUGGUUGGGACGUGCCAGUGAGGACCGCUCCAGGAGAACCAGGGCCUUCCUGGCCUGCCUACGCUCUGACUGCCCAGCCCUCCUCAACCCAGCACAGGUCCCUCAGCAUCUGCUGCUCAUGUGCUGCGUGCUCAGGUAUAUGAUGCAGUGGCCUGGAGGAAGGAUCCUCCAGAGACACGAGCUAGAUGCCUUUCUGGCUCAGGCUGUUUCCAGCCAACUCUACGAACCCGACCAGCUACAGGAGCUCAAGGUGGAGAAGGUGGAUGCCCGCGGCGUGCAGCUGGCUUCUCUGUUCAUGGCUGGUGUCGAUACAGCGCUGUUCAUCAAUGAUGUGUGCGGCCAACCGUUGCCAUGGGAACACUGCUGCCCCUGGGGCUUCUUUGACGGCAAACUGUUUCAGAGCAAACUGGCCCGGGCCGCUCGCGACCGGGCUGCCCUGCUGGACAUGUGUGAAGGGCAGGAGGAGCUGGUGUCCAAGGUGGAGAAGAUGCGUCAAGCAAUCCUCGAGGGCAUCAACCUGUCCCGCCCUCCUCCCCCUCCCCCUCCUCUUCCACCUCCUGCCUUCCUCCCCCCAGCCAUGGUGCCCCCUUUCUACCCCAUGCCUCCCCUCUACCCACCCCGCCCCAUGGACAUGCCUCAUCAUCAUCAUCAUCACCCGCAUCACCCACAUCACCCUGCCCAGCACAGACCCAGAGCCUUCCCAGGCCUUCAGUCCAUCCCCCCUCAGGGAGGGAAACUGGAGAUAGCUGGCAUGGUCGUUGGCCAGUGGGCUGGGAACAAACCAGUCCGUGGGAGAGGGGGGUUCAACAUGCAUGUGGUGUCAGUGGGAGCAGGGAGAGGGAGGGGUAAAGAGAUUCCAGCUAAAGUAAGGGCGGUGAAAAAGGCACCUACCAACAGGACACAGACGUCGCCACCGCCCCCAUCCAGCAGUCCCUCAAAGCCCUCAGAGGAGGCGGCCUCCACGCCAGAGGUUGCGACUCAGCAGCUGAACGGCAGCUCAGCAGCCUCAGCCAUUGGCCAGCCCUUGGAGCUGGCCCCCCUGGCCCAGCCAAUCCCGUGUGCCUUAGCCAGCAGAGACAACCAAUCAGAGGGGGUGGAAGUGGAGGCCCCCUGUUGCCUUGACGACUGCCCGUCAGACGGAGCACUACAGAAGGAGGAGUGAUGGCACCCUUCCCAGGAUGCACUGCUCUGAGAGAGUUCUCUGUGUUUGACUGCCUUUCCCUGUUUUUGUAGCCCUGCCUGCUAGCUGUGCACAUUAUCACCUGGAGCAGGAGGUCCUCCCUGCUGCUCCACGUGGUAGGCUAAAGCAGUUAGCUGUUACUUCCUUUUUUAGUUUUCUCAUGUGGUUUUACAUUGUUUUAUGAAGAGAGUUUUUCUCCAUGAGUCUGUAAGCGCCCCACCCCUCAAAAAAUCCUAAAUGCCUCCCUCCCGCACUCGGAGUAAAAUAAGCUUGAAGCCCCACCCCCCAUUACGACCCACCACCUAAACGAUAACUUAUUUUAAACUUUAUUUUUUUUUUUUUAAUGGUCCCAUUGUUGGAAUCUCUGCACACAGCUGUUAAGCGUGCGGUUUCGGUGACAGAUUGGAUGUGGUUUUCCAUGGUUACGUCAUCUAGGCCUGGUCGCCAUGGUCGGUAGUUGUGUGUUUGUUGCCAUAGCCGUCUCGUGUGAGGUUUGUCUUGCAUGAAUUCAGAGAGAUGUUCAGAGUUUGACUCUGGAUAUGCGAGUACGAUUUUAACAAGGUGAUUUACCAUUCUUUUGUGCAGUGACAACCCCACCGUAGUACUGCUAAAAACACAAUGUUAGUAUACUUACUAGCAACAUUGAUUGAUUGGUAAUUUAUCACAGGAGCACUUCUGCACCACCAUGGUAUUAGCGUGCUAUCUUACUUUGACCCAUGUAGCAAAGCCUAGUGCUUAGCUGUGCUAAGAGACCCCAUGCAUUUAUGCACCUUAAGCCCUAAAGUAUGCAAAAUAUUACUCUGCUCCUCCAAAAAAAAAGUGUAUUAUAUUAUAUUCCCAACCGACACCCCCCCCCACCCACCCACCCACGCCCCUUUCUCCCAAAGCUUUGAUUGUAUUAUUCCAACAAAAGCACUUAAUGUUGUAUUUAAAUAUAAUGAAUUAGAGCAAGCCCCUAUACAGGUGAAUUGACAGUCUAAGAGGGGUGUCCUCUGCGCCCAAGUAAAUCAUUAUGACAUGUAGAACUACAUUUAAAGGUAGAGAUCUAUUUGAGAGACGUCAGAAUGUUAACAGAGUGGUUUCAGACAAAGAAGCACUUUGUUUUAAAAAAUGUUAAACCACACUGGACAGUCUUCUACCAGGUGACAAAGAAAUGAAAAACUCUGGGGGCACCUUCUGGAGUUAAGGCCAAAAAUAAAAGAAUAUAUGCUGCCCAGCAAAAGAUGGAAAUGAAUUGUGAGGAUUUGGGUAACUGCUGCCAGGCAGAGUUCCCUUCAGACUGGCCUCACACGUUCAGUCAUGAACUUUGCAAUGAAGCUCAAAGGAUUCCUGAUUCUCCACGUCAAGGAUUCCUGGGAAUCUUUUUCAGAUUUCUAAGGUUAUUUCCAAAGUCUAUUUAAAAAAAGAAAAAAAAAGGCUAGCCUAAUGAGGCAGCCGGUGAUGUAAAAAGGGGUGUGGCAACAAAGCCUCAAAGACACCCCCACCCCACCCCCACCCCCACCCUCACCCUCACCCUCUGGUGGUGAUUGAGUAACGGUUGUCAUUUUGAUAGCCCACCACCAUGAGCUGCUGCCCCCGCAGAGCUCUGGUGUGUCACUUUAGACCAGCAGGAAGCACUUCCCUGCCCUAAAGCCCCUCGGCCCGAACACGGCAGAGGCUUUCUGGGUUGGAUCACAUGUAACAUGACAGGAGAGAGGGAGGCCUCGUGGCGUACCGGAGUGUGCCGCUCACAAUCUUGAGACUUCUAAGAUACUGAAUUGUUUUAUUAGCGCACUUAUGUUUGUAGAGAAUGAGAUGUGUCCCCCAUAGUAGGUUUCAUCUGACUACGGAAAUACAACUUACCAAUAGCUGGUAGCACAACUGCAAAUGUAAAAGCAGUAGACCGACAUACUGCCUGAGAGAUGCUGGCCACGAACAUCGUAAUCUCUAUAAACUUACUAAGAGAGGUUGAAAUGAGCUCACUAUGUUAAAAAAAGGCAAGUCAACAAGAAGCACCUUAUUUUCAUACUAUGUUGAUUGAUGCUCUAUCGUGUGCCACAAAAUUGACAUGGAAAAAGCUCUUAUGAGAUGCCGUUUUGAAGGAAAAAAAAAACUAUGACUAUAUAUAUAUGUAAGUGUUAAUGUAGUCGCGUCAGACAUCCCCUCAGUUAUGAACUCAACCAUGACAGUUGACCCAGCCGUGAGUGUAGGCCUACACUCAUCGUCAAAGGGCUGGGCCACGCCGCCGUCUCUUACACCAACACCAAAUGAAUUCAGAGGUUCUGACUUUUUAGCCGUUAUUGGUAGGGAUUAAGCAUACGAGUGCUGUAGGCGUUCGUAGGUUAAGAGUAGGUAACAGCGUCGGGCUUAACACAGGACUGUAAUACACGGACACCAAGACUAGGCUAGAGAAUAUAGCUCCACUGGCCGAAAUACUAAGUCUAGAAUUACUAGGAGUCAUAUACUUAACUGCUUUCAACUUUUGACAUUAGUACAAAUAUGUGUAUCGCAACAGUACAUUGUUAGAAGAUUGCUUUUCUGCGGCGAGCCAGAGUGUGAUCUGGUAUACGACGCCCUCUCUUGAUUCGCUCGCCAGACAAACAGUUACAAACACACACACGCAUAUACAUACAAACAAAACACACACACACACACACACACACACACACACACACACACACACACACACACACACACACACACACACACACACACACACACACACACACAGAGACACGACAAACAGGUAUUCAGUUGCAUUUGUUACCAGCAGCAUUCUCUCUCUGCUUUUGUGCUGAAGUGAUUUUGUGCAGUUUCAGUUCACAGUGGAGUGGUCGUCAGUUCAUCAGAGAUCAUUUUGGUAACACAUUCUACUGACUCUAAAAAGUCCAGCACUUUUAAGUUUGCAUGGACGGCACAGAAAUGACCAUCUACACACACGCACACACACACAUAUCACACAUUAGCACAUGACACACACAGAUACAUAGAUGUUAAACCCUGAGUUACACAGUAGCUAGUAUGGAAAAAAAAAAAAAAAGUCAACACAAUACAUGAUGUAGUGUCCCUCUCUUGUCCUUGUCUGUUUUAGUUCGAUAGAUAUUUGAUCAGUGAUUUUUAUGCUUGUUAUCCUAACCCCCUCCCCCCCUGCUAUGACACUUUUUCUUGCCCCCUCCCUCCAAAAUGUUCAUUCACUUCUCUUUGCCCCCUUAAUCUUCCUCAUAGAGUACACACACACACACACACACACACACACACACACACACACACCCCCAUGCCCACUGAUUCCCAUUAAAGCAGUCACACACCCCCCCCCCCCAUGCCCACUGAUUCCCACUCAAAAUAGUCACACAACCAACACACAAAUGUUACACACAGUUUAACCCUCCCUUCACUUCCUGUAUUUCAGUUCUCUCUUUCACUUUUAUCACCUACCCCUCCUUUUUAGCCCUUUAGGACCGUUUCUAUUGGCCGUUUUUCUCUUUUUCUCUUUGGGCUGCCCCGCCCCUUAAUCAACCCAACUAACAGUAAAGGUUAUAUUAACGUUGAUAAUCAGUUUCUGUAUGUAUUUAGCCAGAGUCUGGAAAAAAAAAACGGGAAAAAAAAAAAUCAAAACGGUUUUAUUCAAUUGUGCAAAUGUGUUUUUCUUACUAUUUUUAAUGUUAUUACAUCUUCUAAUCUAAUCCUUCUACCAUUGCUUCAGUUAGUACUGAAAUACGCUUAGCCAACCUAGAGAUUUGAACUGUAAUGAUUGCGAUUUUCCUUACUUGUAUUUUAUAUGGCAUCUUUAGACCACCGUUUAUUAUGUACGUAAGUAAAUAUUGCCCCUUUUUUUUUUUUUUUUCGAAAAUUGUCGUCUGCACUAUGUUAUGAUUCACAUAUUAUCCCUGAUAACAAUUUCGUGGUCGACUCAUUAUUAAUCUAAGCUGAACUCGCGCCCUUGCACAAAGCAGCGAAACAUCUCUUGUAAACACCUGAGAACCAAAGUACACCUAGCGUCCCCCUAUAUCCCCAAUAAAGCCCCCCCCCCGCCCCCACCAUAGUUCCCCGACAUCGACGGUUUGCCCCCGAGUAACAAGUUUUCUGAUGAGUAUGAUUAUAUAUAUAAUGACAUUACAGCACGUGUGAUUUAUCUGACAAGUCUGUGAGGUAACAGUGUUUAUAUUAACACUGGUUGAUGUAGAGACGCAGACAGACAGGGAAAGAAGGAAGUGUGUUUUGUGUGGACAGUGAGUGAGCGAGUAGGCAGGUUUUGUUGAGGCAUUGUGGGUGAAUUCAACGCUCCUGUUGCUCGCUCGUGUUACUUCUUCAUUGACUGAAUUCAGACCGUGUGAACCACUGCACACGCUCAGAUCAACGCUAAUACGCAGGAAGGAACGACACCUAGCGAAUAUGCUUUCAGUCACGCUGGGGUUUUGGCGCCCUCUUUUGCAUUUUCCUUACAUGUUAUCGUUGUGCUCUCUCAAACUCGCCUUUAACUUCCCAGACUCAGACUGAUGGAGCAGCUUUUUUGCUGUACUGAGUCUCUUCAUGUGUGGGCAUGGAGGCUGCUAAAAGUGGCUGAAUUCUCCUCAAAACACAAAUCUGAGAUUAGUUGAUAAAUAGAUGUCAUAGAGCUUGCAAGAAAUAAUUCAUGAUUCAUCGUGAUGAAAUUUGUUAAAAGACUUCAGAGCUCAAACAACGUGUCGAUAAAUAGAUUAGAAUUGAAUUGAUCAAAUCUGCAACUACAGGGCUCUUUUUAGGGAAAAAUGGCAAACAUGCUCUACUUCCAGCUUUUCAGUUGGCUGCAUUUCAUUUAGAGCUGCAACGAUUUGUCAAAUAGUCAAUUGACAGAAAAUAUACCACCAACAAUUUGGAGAGAAAAAAAAAAAAAAAAAGUAAGCCAAAAGGCCAAAAAUGUUGCUGCCUCUACACGUCAACAAAUGAAGUUCUAAAUGGUCUUCAGUUUCUUGUCUUGUCUAAUAAAUCUCAGCUUAAGUGUUGCGAGGAAAAUUCACCUUCCCUGUGACUGAUGAUGAAAUGAUAAGAGUUGUCCAGCGGAUAAAAGCGUCCUGCCUCACUGCCUACGCAAAUGGGAGCGCCACUGAAGAGCUUGGCAAUGUUAAAAGAGAACCAAAAGUCCCAGAAUAGAAAUGUACUAUAUAGUAUUGUAGAAGUCAAACAGUAUUAUUGUCUGUCAUACAGAAUCUGGAAAGGAGUCAUCAGUUGUGUUGUACCUGUUCUGAUCUAAUUGCAGGAUUCUCACAGCAUUUUGUCCAGUUUGAAUAAAGGUCCCUAUUUUGUCUGUCUCUCUCUACACUGCCACUCCCCCUCCCCUCAACAGCCCCCCCCACGCUGCAGUAUAAUCCCCCCCUCCCCUCCCAUCCAAUGGCUGGGUCCCAGUAACAGGUUCAAGUUGAUCAUUAUGAGCUAUUUCUUGUCCUGUUGGUCAGUUGUGCUGUCAGCCACAAGUGUACCGAUGCAUGUACUUCAGUACCCAGGGCCACCCUAAACUACCUGUGCAGCAAAAA
Sander lucioperca (pikeperch) is the source of this 9690-nucleotide messenger RNA. It is a transcript of the gene fam120c, whose product is annotated as family with sequence similarity 120C. Bases 1070 to 4183 code for a protein of 1037 amino acids. Gene Ontology annotation, cellular component: nucleus. The transcript is spliced from 17 exons. The record is from RefSeq and is a predicted model, not a curated record. NCBI's taxonomy places the organism in Eukaryota, Metazoa, Chordata, Actinopteri, Perciformes, Percidae.